AUUUCCGAAAUCAUAUUAACCUUAAAAUUACUUUAAAAAAUGAAAAAUAAUUAUAUCAUUUGAUUUCAAGAUAUUUUUGUAUACCUUAAAAAUAAUUAAUUCUAUUCCGGGAUUUUCCGGGAUCCCGGGAAACAGUUCACUUUUAUCUCGGAAUCCCGGGACAAGGAAAAAGACAAAGAAAUGAGAAACCUAGAAUUUACCCACUUGUUCAAUGUUUAUCAUAUAUGCAUUAAUUCCUGUACAUAAUACCUUUAAAUAGUUAUUGUUCAAUUAAUUUUGUUAAAGCAUGUGUUUAAUUUCGUGGUAAGUUGUAUUUUUAUACCUGUUGUGUGCCUUAUUCCUUCAACACAAUACAAUAAUUCUUUUUCGUUUUUAAAUUUAGGACGCCGAUAUGGCCUUCGUUGGUUUAUUCCUGAACCCUACCCGUUUUGCAGCAGUGGAAUUUACUUCUCCAAUAGUGUUUCAGCCCGUUUUGUUUGCUGUCAAAGCUCCAGAAAAAAUUCCAAAUUGGAUUUCCAUAAUAAAACCUUUCGGUUUGAAAAUGUGGAUCGCGAUUCUCUCAACGGUAUUAUUAUUUGGAUUAGUAUUGCAUAAAGUGGUCGAACGUGAUUUCAUGACUGACGAAGUGGGAAUAUUCUGGCCACGAAGCCGUGUGUUCUGGAAUUUAUUUUGCACGUUCGUUUACCAAGGAAUUAACCUGGAUAACGUGAAAAGAUUCAAAUCCAGAUUGCUCGUGUCAAUAUGGUGCCUAUCAGUUGUAGUGUUGAUAAGUAGUUAUAGUAGAACUUUAAUGUCUUUCAUGUCAUAUCCUAUAUCCGAGUCUGUUCCAAAAACUUUUGACGAACUAGCCAUUGCUGUCGAAAAUAGUGAAUAUUCUUGUGGUAUUAAUGAAAAAUCAGCAAUAUGGAGUUACCUUAUGGUAAGAACAGAAUAACCAUAUUUGAAGUUUUUGUAUUUACAGCAAUCUGUACCUGUAAAUAGUAAACUAUUAGUUCUAAAAUUAGUAUACGAACUAUGUAAAAAAAUGCAUAAGCAAAUUUUGCAACAAAAAUUUAGUUCAAAAACUUUUGCUAGGGUAUGCUUUAUAGGGUUCUACAGGAGACAGAAUAGCAAUAACUCAACAAACACUAGUUAUUCGUUCAGCAAGAAACAUGCCUUCUGCAUAGUAUGCUUUAUGUUGUAAUGAAUGUUGCUCAGGGUGUGCCUUAACGUAUAAAAUGUCGUUUGCAAUGCUGUAAAUGUCAUUGUUUUCAGCGACUUCAAUCGUAAUAUCUAAAAUAACAUUAAGAUGUAAGUUAUCAUUGGCGUUUGUUGUUUACCGUGUUUCCAGCCGUA
Centruroides sculpturatus (bark scorpion) is the source of this 1335-nucleotide messenger RNA. Its product is annotated as glutamate [NMDA] receptor subunit 1-like. Gene Ontology annotation, molecular function: ligand-gated monoatomic ion channel activity. Bases 392 to 934 code for a protein of 180 amino acids. The record is from RefSeq and is a predicted model, not a curated record. The transcript has 3 exons. NCBI's taxonomy places the organism in Eukaryota, Metazoa, Arthropoda, Arachnida, Scorpiones, Buthidae. Gene Ontology annotation, cellular component: membrane.